AUGGACAGGAGCUCCCUGCUCCAGCUCAUCCAGGAGCAGCAGCUGGACCCCGAGCACACCGGCUUCAUCGGGGUGGAGACCUUUGCCAGCCUGGUGCACAGCCAUGAGCUGCCCCUGGACCCUGCCAAACUGGACAUGUUGGUGGCCCUGGCCCAGGGCAACGACGAGGGGCAGGUCUGCUAUCAGGAACUGGUAGACCUGAUCAGCAGCAAACGUUCGAGCAGCUUCAAGCGUGCCAUCGCCAACGGGCAGCGUGCCCUGCCCCGGGACGUGCUGCUGGACGAGACCGGCCUGGGCAUCUACAAACGCUUCGUGCGCUACGUGGCCUACGAGAUCCUGCCCUGCGAGAUGGACAGGCGCUGGUACUUCUACCAGCACCGCUCCUGCCCGCCCCCCGUCUUCAUGGCAGCCGUCACCCUCACACAGAUCAUCGUGUUCCUGUGCUACGGUGCCCGGCUGAACAAGUGGGUGCUGCAGACCUACCACCCCGAGUACAUGAAGAGUCCUCUCGUCUACCACCCCGGGUACCGGGCGCGCGCCUGGCGCUUCCUCACCUACAUGUUCAUGCACGUGGGGCUGGAGCAGCUGGGGUUCAACGCCCUCCUGCAGCUGAUGAUUGGGGUGCCCCUGGAGAUGGUGCAUGGCAUCCUGCGCAUCAGCUUCCUCUACCUGGCUGGCGUCCUGGCAGGCUCCCUCACUGUCUCCAUCACGGACAUGCGGGCACCCUUGGUUGGGGGCUCAGGGGGCGUCUAUGCCCUCUGCUCGGCUCAUCUCGCCAACGUUGUCAUGAACUGGGCCGGGAUGCGCUGCCCUUACAAGCUGCUGCGGAUGGUGCUGGCGCUGGUGUGCAUGAGCUCCGAGGUGGGGCGAGCCGUCUGGCUGCGCUUCUCCCCACCGCUGCCAGCCUCGGGCCCCCAGCCCAGCUUCAUGGCACAUCUGGCGGGCGCCAUCGUGGGCAUCAGCAUGGGGCUGACCAUCCUGCGCAGCUACGAGGAGAGCCUGCAGGACCAGUGCGGCUGGUGGGUGCUGCUCCUCUCCUACGGCACCUUCCUGCUUUUCGCUGUCUUCUGGAACAUCUUCGCCUACGACUUGCUGGGGGCACAGAUCCCGCCCCCCCCGUAG
Messenger RNA from Indicator indicator, 1122 nucleotides. It is a transcript of the gene RHBDL1, whose product is annotated as rhomboid like 1. NCBI's taxonomy places the organism in Eukaryota, Metazoa, Chordata, Aves, Piciformes, Indicatoridae. Gene Ontology annotation, cellular component: membrane. The transcript has 9 exons. The record is from RefSeq and is a predicted model, not a curated record. Gene Ontology annotation, molecular function: serine-type endopeptidase activity. Bases 1 to 1122 code for a protein of 373 amino acids.